AGAGGACCGCGCUCGAGUUCAUCACCUUCGUUAUCUGGAGGCCCUGAAAAUCCUCUGAGAAACGGAAAAAAACUCGUCUAAACUCUAAGCUGUCGCUUGCAAACCCUAACUCCAUCUUUUAGGGCUCCAUUUUCGUUCGGAAACCCUAGCCCUUCAAAACCCUAUUACAUAGUUAGGUAAUCUGUGCAUCUAUCUCUUUCUGCCUCUUUCUCUCUCUCUCUAUCGGGUUCGUUGUUUCGGAGGAACCCUAAUUUUCUCUGGGUUUCUUCUGAUUCAUUCCUUUCGAAACCCUAAUUUCCUCUAUCACAACUCUGGUACACCGAGUGUGGUGAGAUUGCAAAGGCUUCCGAGCCCUUUUUUCCCGUUUUAAGUAUAUCGGACCUUGUUACCUUGAGAAGAGUUGAUUCAUUAGAAAACAGAGAUCUAUAAUUUUUUUUUUAAUAAUUGUAAUUUUGCAAGGAAAUUCUUUUCUUCUCUUUUCUGUAGAUACCGUCGGUUUCCAGAUAUACUAGAAUUGAUCUUGAUUUUCCCUCGAAACCCUAAUCUUCUGUAGCAAAGUCUUAACCGGUUUAGACGUUGUCUGUAACCCUAGUUUUGAAUACUUAAUUUUCAAGGCUAAAUAGUUUGUUUUCUUACUUUCGACCCGGCAAUCGGAACUGCGGCGUUUAGCUUUCGGAUAACUCUGCUUGAAUACACAGCUGUGGCUCUUUCGACAUCGCGCUAGAAAUGGUGGGAGGUGGAAGCAGGAGAGACGAUGGGUCCUUGGGGAUUAACAGUACCAACGUUUUCGCUGCUCUUGAAAGCCUCAGGAGAAAGAAGAAAUCUGACAAGGAGCACGGAUCUUCAAGGAGCAAGGGAUCUUCCAAAAACGAGGCAAAGGAACCUGAGCCCCAGGUUUUCUGGGCCCCGACGCCGCUGACCGGGAAAUCUUGGGCUGAUGUUGAUGAUGACGAUGACUAUUAUGCAACAACUGCUCCACCUGCUACUUGGGGUUCAGUAGAACCACAACAAAACAAGGAGAGUUCAACUCCUGUUGAGGAAAGUGAAAGCGAGGAAGAUGGCUUUGAUUUAGGUGACGAUGAUGUUGAUGAUGAGCAUGAUCAUGAACCCGAGGUUCCAGUGCAAACUGAGACUGUAGUGAAGAACCCACCACCGGCUGCCGUUGCACCCAAGGAGACGGAAAGACAGUUGUCAAAGAAGGAACUCAAGAAAAAAGGGCUUGAAGAACUUGAUGCCCUAUUGGCUGAGCUUGGUAUGCAAAAGGAGGCAAGUGGACCAGAUGAUUCACGAGGUGCCACACAAGAUAAAAAGGCAGAGGAGCUUAAUGGAGAUUCAGAGAAGAAGGAAGCUGCUACAGGAGAGAGCAAAAGCGCAAAGAAGAAAAAGAAGAAGGACAAGUCUUUAAAGGAAGCAAAAGAAUCCCAGGACCAGCCCAAUGGCUCAGAGGUUAACAAUACACCAGAUGAAGCUGCUGGUUCUGAACAGGCAGAGGAGGAUGCAAAUGCUGUUGAUGUGAAGGAGCGACUAAAGAAGGUGGCAUCUAUAAAGAAGAAAAAAUCAAGUAAGGAGAUGGAUGCUGCUGCCAGAGCUGCUGCCAUUGAGGCUGCUGCUAGGAGUGCAAAACUUGCUGCAGCAAAGAAGAAGGAGAAGAGUCACUACAACCAACAGCCUGUGCGGUAAAAACCCCCUCGUUUAGAUAUGAACAUGUAUUCCCCUAGUUCAUUUGUUGAAUGCAAAAUAAACAGCAGGUUCUGGUUUUAUAGGUCCUCCCAAUGCCCCAAGUGUCAUGUGACAUAUUAUUGUUUCAGACAUUUUUUGUUAUGCAAAAUUUCUCAUAUGUUUAGUUGAACCUUUGUGCGCUGUGCUGUUCGUUUGGUGAUAUAGUUCGGUUCUUUCUCCUCUGUAGCAUCAUACUGUAUCAUGUGUUUGGAUGGAAUUGGAUGGAUGGGUAGAUAUCCCUGAGAAUACAAAAUCCAACAAUACCUCGACCUGUUUAUAUUUUUUGCGUUGCAUGUGAGAGAAUAUUUGUCAAUUUAUGUUUAUGGCGCUGUUCUAAGCUGCCUUUGAAGCA
Messenger RNA from Nelumbo nucifera (sacred lotus), 2071 nucleotides. RefSeq lists its product as uncharacterized. NCBI's taxonomy places the organism in Eukaryota, Viridiplantae, Streptophyta, Magnoliopsida, Proteales, Nelumbonaceae. The record is from RefSeq and is a predicted model, not a curated record.